Messenger RNA from Angiostrongylus costaricensis, 444 nucleotides. The record is from the annotation of a GenBank genome assembly. Lineage: Eukaryota; Metazoa; Nematoda; Chromadorea; Rhabditida; Metastrongylidae.
UUGCAACCUAUUCUCGCUUUCAGGAUCGUCACCUGCUCCACUGAAGUGCCACCAAAUGCCGAUCUUGAAAAGGAAGGUCUUGACGUGAAGCUCCCACGUGGAUGGUACCGGAUAGGUGUGCAAACAAUUCGUAACGACCACUCGUGGUUCAAUCUAUACCGUCGAAAAGCCACUGGUAACGGAUACUGGGAUUUCUAUACGAAUAUUCCAGAACGGAAUUGCAUCGGAGGAUUUGGUAUCCAUUCUGGAAAAAACAUGGCAGCAACGGUGACCGUCAAAGACCCUGCAUGCUUCUCAAAACUUGCAGAUCAGAUUGAAAAGAGGUCCACAAUAGAAAAAUUUGACGUAUAUCAAUGCAGAUAUUGCAUUUUUCACAGUUGUUGGCUGGGAACUCGGAUACUCCCAGCUGCCCGGCAGUACACCACCAAUCUACGAAGCUACUGA